Antechinus flavipes (yellow-footed antechinus) is the source of this 1313-nucleotide messenger RNA. RefSeq names its product hydroxysteroid 17-beta dehydrogenase 2 (gene HSD17B2). The transcript has 5 exons. Gene Ontology annotation, molecular function: oxidoreductase activity. NCBI's taxonomy places the organism in Eukaryota, Metazoa, Chordata, Mammalia, Dasyuromorphia, Dasyuridae. The record is from RefSeq and is a predicted model, not a curated record. The coding region runs from base 60 to 1211 and encodes 383 amino acids.
CCUUAGGUGCAUGAAGCUUCUGUACACACAGAGACACGUAUGACCUCCAGGCUUUGAGGAUGACUCCUUUCUCUUGGGAACCUGAGCUGCUCCUUUUGGGUGUUACUGUGGUGUUAGGAGGAACAGCUCUGUACAAAUUCAAGAAGAGCCAGAACAAAACCAUGAGCUCCCCAGUGGUGAUCUGUCACUCGGCUCUGCUCUGCCUAUGGGGAGCCUAUUGCUUUUCCAGUUUAUCAAUCUUUUGGGGUUGGACUCUUUUCUCUAUGGUAUGUUGCUUCUCUUUGGCUUAUUCAUCCAGUCAAGAAAUGUUACCUGUGGAUGGGAAAGCUGUGUUGAUCACAGGUGGAGAUUCUGGGAUUGGUCAUGCCCUGACAAAAUACUUGGAUGAAUUGGGAUUCACCGUAUUUGUUGGUGUUCUGAAUGAAAAAGGACCUGGAGCUGAGGCAUUGAAGAAGAGCUGCUCCAAGAGAACCUCAGUUUUCCAAAUGGAUAUUACGAACCCAGCCCAGAUCAAAGAAGUUCAAGCUCAAAUUGCAGAAAAGGUGAAACACACAGGAUUGUGGGCUGUUAUCAACAACGCCGGGAUCUUGGGCACUCUAGCAGAUGGAGAACUCCUUCCCAUGAGCGUCUACAGACAGUGCAUGGAUGUGAACUUCUUUGGGGCUGUGGAAGUGACCAAGGCCUUUUUACCCCUCCUGCGGAAAUCUAAAGGAAGGUUUGUCAAUGUGAGCAGUAUGGCAGGAAUCGUUCCCAUGAAACUAUUUUCUGCAUAUUGUUCAUCCAAGGCAGCUCUGACUAUGUUUUCUGGGGUCAUGAGACUGGAACUUAAAAAAUGGGGCAUCAAAGUGAUAUUAAUUCAUCCUGCAGGUUUCAGAACAAACAUAGGAGGCACAACUGAAAGGUGGAUGAAGGAAGAAAAUGACAUCUUGGAAAAUGUGUCUCCUGAUGUACUAGAAGAUUAUGGUCGAGACUACUUGCGAUCUUCAACUUGGGCAACACACCAGGAAUUAAAUGAGUCUCCUACAGAUUUCUCCCCCUUAUUCAGAGAUGUACUGCAUGGCAUCCUGUGUAAGAAUCCAUCUGCUUUGUACACAGCUGGGGUAGUUUCCUACUUGUUUAUUUGCUUAAUUUCCUUUUUUCCUGUUUCAGUCUUUGAUUAUGUUGCACUUAAAAUUUUCUAUUCUAGCCCCCUGCCCAAGGCUUUGACAUGACCCAUAAAAGCUUACCUUUGUUCAGAAGGUUACUAGAUAUUCCUAGAAAUUGUCUUAUGGAAAAACAUUUUUUGGCUUCUCAUUAAAGUGACUUCUGUUCCA